AAGAAGAACGGUCAAAGAACGGGGAAUUUCUAUCGCUUUGAAACCUUUCGUACUUAAUAGUUGCUGCAAGAGUGCUUUUUUUUGUUGUGUAAAUUAGGAAAAAUGUUGCGCGCCAAAGCGCUGAGAUCGACACACGAUGCCUUAAACUAACAGAAUGGUGGCCAAAAAUUAUAAUGGUGGAUGUUGUGCGUCGCAGGUACUCAAUAGUUGCAAACGGUUGCAAGCCAGCGGCAGUUAAACCGAUUCGUCCCGCCAUCUUGAAAUAUAACCGUGCUCGAUCGUUGCUAGACAUUCUGUUCAAGGGAAAGAACUGUCAGUACACGUACACAUACAUACGUUCAAUUUGUAUUACGCGUAUCUUUCCACUUUUAAACUUCAACCUAACGAAAACACGGGCUAGAUUUUAAAUAAAAAGUUUGUUGUUCUGACAUUUACAUCGUAUCUAUCUGAUUUGUGAUGAAUUGACUUUUACAAUAUGCACGUAGGUUGCACGUACCAACAUUUCUGUACAUUAAAUCCUUUUCAGUUCUUAACAAGUAUCACGAAAGCAAUACGAGUCAUUUAGUGCAAUUAUGUUUCGAUACUAAAAUAUCUCGACAAAUUGGCUUUGAUGGGAGUUAUGAUCCAUGUUUUGUAUAAAUUAAUGAAAAAGAAAGUUUUCGAACGAGUGAAGCGUCAAUCUGAAAAUAGAGAGCAAGAAAGGUCGUUCGAUCGUCUCGAAAGCUACUGAACAGAGUAAACACAGAACGAACGAAUAAUAUCGCAAGAAACCAUAUAAUUCAAAUCUAAUAUGAAAUGCAAAUAAUGUUGGUGACCUUAAAAAUAUGAGAUUCUCAACAUUGCAAGAACAAGAAUACGGGGUAGAUUUACCUCAGGAUCAGGUACUCAGCGAUACACAUCGGACUGUGAUGGCUACGACAGAUAACAUAGCAUUAAAACAUGAAGAUUCGGUGGAAGAAGGUUCUGUGGUGUCCAAUCUUCCUCUUCUAUUUGCCAAUGGAUAUCCAACAUCGUUAGAAAAAAUUACAUUAGUACAGCUGGAACGCUUUGUAUCUUUCAUGGUUCAGUGUUCUCUAGGACACGACACCGGCGAUGUUAUCACUGAACCACGGUGGUGGCCAAAAGAAGUAAAAUUUUCAAAUCCCCUAACAAGACCUAACAGAGUCACCGAAAACUGGAUGGCGAAUUUGAAGAAAUUGGUAUUUAGAUGCUACACGUACCACAGAAGCGAGUAUUUGUUACGUUUUUGCUCUUACCUUGCACGAUACCCGCACGAAGACUUAGAAUAUGUUAAUAAUUGGGACUCUACAACCAGUCUGUAUCACAAAACUACUGGAAAACUAUUAGUAACGUUUCGUAAUGAAAAUAUGAAUUAUGACAAAAGAAACGAGAGUCCACGAAAAAAGUUACUUUCAUGCAGUGGAGUCGCUUUUUGUAAUUCGAGUAAGUUGAAACUACAACAGCAUCCCAUUGCAAUGGUUGAACCACCGGUGGAAGACAUUUACUUAUGCGACAAUUGCGAUGCUGAAUUUGUAGGCCUAGAGAAGAUGAAGGAACACGAACGUACGUGUCGCGAACAGCCACACAGCGGAGGCAAUUCACGAUCUAUAACUCCGGAUGUGUUAGUUCCAGAGCCUGAAUUAAGCCAAUAUCAAUUCUUAGACUAUUUUCGAUUGUGUUCAUCGAAAGCAGAAUUAAAAUUGGCCGAGCCACCUAAGGCCUUUACAAUUAAUAAUAAUAUCAACGAGGAACGUACAUCCCGCCGUGUUCGUGGUUCUAUUAAUUUUACAAGAUGUCCAACUAUUCCGUUUUCUUCACCUGCUGGUGUAUUAUUAGCUAAAAAGUCAAAGGUGAUGACCGAAGAAACUCAGUUAGAAAGGCUAGAGAGGAUAGAGAGACAUCUUAUGGCUCCCGUUUUGCAAAGUUCAUGUAAACCCAAAUGGUUGGAGACUGAAUUCGGUCACGAUAGAUGGAUCGUUACGUAUAAACCGAGUCGAGAAAAACUAGUGGACGACUAUGUGCACCAAUACAAAUUUGUAAACUCUGUUAAGAGAAAACCGAUGUUGAGCAUACAGUCGCAAUUAUUAUAUGUUGCAUGCCGUCCUGUUUACGUGCUAUUAACGCACCUGACUCAAGGGCAAAUUAACGAUCUCAAGCAACAUCCUCCGAAAUGCCGACGUCUUGUUCGAAGAGUCACAGUUGAUGAUAAGGAAUCGAUGACGGAAGAUCAAAAGAGAAUAAAACCGAACGUUCCUUCUAAACGUAAAGCUCCGAGUGACGAAAGCGAUUCGAACGUAAUGGAGAAAAGCGAAGAGACUAUUAGUAAUGAGGCAAGUGUUCGAAACCCAAUUGUUUUCGAAGUUACAAAGUCGUGUGACGAAAACGAUACCACUGUCGCGAUACCGAUAAAAGAAACAACUUUGUGCCCUAAAUCGAUGAACAGGGUUACAGUGAUCGAUCUUUGUUCCUCGGAUGAAGAUGAGGGCCCAGUUACUCCUGCACCUUCAGAUGAGAAUAGGGAUCCACUGAGUUGUAUCGACGAAGACGUAACGAAAUCUUUGUUACAGAAGCUUUCCACGACGACGUUUCGAAUGCAACAAACGACGGAAUGGAUAGCGGAUAAUAUUUUGAGCAACGGUAGUGAGAAUUGUACAAGCGAGUACCGUAGUACAAUGUUGAGUACGCAUACAAAUCUAUCCCCGAUCAUUAGACCAGCACCAUAAAGUCUCGAUAAACUUGGUGCGUAAUAUUCAUCGUACACGCGUUACAUUUGUUACGAUAUUUAUUGUUUCUAUUUUACACGAUUAUUAAAUAUUAAAAGAUUAUAAAUAUACGUACUUUUAUCAUUUGCAGUGCAUUGUAAAGUUUUUCACGAAAAAAUUCGUUACUAACGUUUGUAAAAUAACAAAUCACUCAAAUUGUAUUUGUCAUAAAAUAAAAAAAAAUA
This is a messenger RNA of Colletes gigas, 2947 nucleotides long. RefSeq lists its product as uncharacterized. The transcript has 7 exons. Lineage: Eukaryota; Metazoa; Arthropoda; Insecta; Hymenoptera; Colletidae. The record is from RefSeq and is a predicted model, not a curated record. The coding region runs from base 825 to 2723 and encodes 632 amino acids.